AUGGGCGAAACAAAGGCGAAAAGCUUGCGGCUGAGCUUCAAAGGAGACAAGCCAAAGAAGCGCAAGCGGAGCUCUCACAAGCACGAUCACGGCGAAUCCUCGUCCAGAAAACGAAAAGCGGGUGAUGCUUCGGACGUCGAAGACGUAGGCGGCGACGAACGAGCAUGGGUCGCCGUUGAGACCGAACAGGAUCUCAGUGGACCAUGCUUCCUCUUCCAACAGCAGCAGUCGGGGUCUUCGACCGCAGCGUACUGCGUUGCAUUCCAGCCUACGCUGCAAAGCGUCGAGGCGGCACUGCUGCUGCCCAGCACAGAGGAAAGUGCUUUUCAAGACCGAGCUGAUCUGGUAGCGACCGAUCCGAAACUCGCGGAGGAGCUCGAAGGGGCAGAGAUCGUACCUGAUUCUGGUCCAUCGAGUAGCUUCGCAAGUCCGACGCCCACAUCCAUGUAUCAAGUCUGGAUAGCAACCAAAGUGCCCGGAAGCACAUCCCCCGCACGCUUCACCUUCAAAAGCGCCGAAGGAAAGUUCCUCGGAGCAGACAAGUCUGGCCUGCUUCGUGCGUCCAUGGAAGCCAGAGGACCGCAAGAGGAGUGGACCAUCGACCCAACCGGCCACGGAUCGUGGACACUGCGAUCCGUGCACAACCGCUAUCUCGGCCUAGACCAAGUAGCAGGAGGCAAAACCGUCGUCCGGGCCGUCUGCGACGCUACCGACAAAGAAGCCGUCUGGCAGAUCAAGGUGCAAUGGAAACAUCGUCACGCCGCUCGUCACGCAGACGAUCCGAAAGGCAUGAAUAGAACAAAAGCAAAUGACCCUACCGCCGUUCAACUCGGCCUGCGCGAUCAGGUUGUCGCUCAGGAGCUGGAAACGUUCAAAUCUCGAGCCGGCUCGCGGUACCUUCCGUGCGACUACGCUUCCAGUUUAUCCAAGGAGGAACGCAGAGCGCUCCGAAAGGCCGAAAAGGAAGGACGCUUAGCGGAAGAGAUGCUCGACCGCCGCAGUAAGCUCAAGAGCGACAAGUACGCAUGA
Pseudozyma hubeiensis SY62 is the source of this 1029-nucleotide messenger RNA. Its product is annotated as predicted actin-bundling protein. NCBI's taxonomy places the organism in Eukaryota, Fungi, Basidiomycota, Ustilaginomycetes, Ustilaginales, Ustilaginaceae. The transcript has a single exon. Gene Ontology annotation, molecular function: actin filament binding. The coding region runs from base 1 to 1029 and encodes 342 amino acids. The record is from RefSeq and is a predicted model, not a curated record. Gene Ontology annotation, cellular component: catalytic step 2 spliceosome; striated muscle dense body; nucleolus.